Molecule: messenger RNA, 4216 nt
Organism: Helicoverpa zea (corn earworm)
Lineage: Eukaryota; Metazoa; Arthropoda; Insecta; Lepidoptera; Noctuidae
Gene: NTPase
Product: ectonucleoside triphosphate diphosphohydrolase 5
Exons: 11
Coding region: 342-1706 (454 amino acids)
Biological process (GO): nucleoside diphosphate catabolic process
Cellular component (GO): membrane
Molecular function (GO): GDP phosphatase activity; UDP phosphatase activity
Source: RefSeq, a predicted model, not a curated record
AGUCAUCAUUACAAGUCUCAAUAGUAACGUUGUUUAAAUCUUGUUGUCUAGUUGUAUAGUCUGUGGUGCUAUCUGAAGCGCACGUCUAUUAACUCCGGUAUAUACUUGUAUAAAUACAUUAUAAAUACCUACCUACUACGUAAUUUAUUAUCAAGGCCAAGAUAAUUACUUGACACAUGUAAUAUGUAAGUUAGUUUACGUUCGGCAAGUAUUCAAUAAGGUUUCUAAAUUAAACAGAUGCCUUUUAUAUGAAAACAAUAUUUAGAAACCGAUUCGGAAAUUGAAAUUAUUUGUUAGGUAUUUAUUUUGUGGUUAAUUGAGGAAGUGAUAUUAGAAUAAAAAUGCAAAUACGGCAAAGAAAGUUAAAAGAUGAUACCUCAGCUCCACAUAUCAAUGUUAGAAGUAGGACCAUUAAGCACCCCAGGAGAUUGAAGAAAGUAUUUAUCUUCCUCAUCAUAUUAGCAUUAUGUAUUACAUACUUUUUGGGGUUGUUCGCGGGCCAGUCGCAGUGGCUGGACGGCCUGGCGAAGAGUUUGGGCUACGAGAGCGUGUACCAUCACGCGGUGAUCAUCGACGCCGGCUCUUCGGGCUCCAGGGUGCUUGCUUAUAAGUUUAGAGUACCUUUUACAGUAUUCGGCCAAGCCAACUUGGACUUAGUAGAUGAAUAUUUUGAGCAAUCCAAGCCUGGAUUGUCUUCGUAUGCCGAUGACCCUGAGAAGGGCGCGGACACAAUAGUGCAGCUAAUAAAAAAGGCGGAAUUCCUAACGCCGCCGGAGAAGCGCAAGGCGACGCCGCUCAUAGUGCGAGCGACCGCCGGCCUCAGGCUGCUGCCCGCUGACAAGGCGCUGAGCCUCAUAGAUGCUGUCUCUGAGGCUAUCUCCAAACUAGGGUAUGAUGUAGGCUCCGAUGGCGUGAAGAUCAUGGACGGCUCAGACGAGGGUAUCUUCAUCUGGUACACCAUCAAUCUUCUGCACAAUCUAAUAGAAGGCAACACAAUGGCAGCGCUGGACUUAGGCGGCGGUUCGACACAGAUCACGUACCAACUGAGUGACGGCGACAAGCCCGCCUACCCUGCCGCCGACCAGUAUGUCGUGCCCGCUGGUGAUAACAUCACACUAUAUACGCACAGUUACUUAAACCUAGGACUAUUAGCGGCUCGCUACGGCGUGUUCCGCAGCGAGGCGAGCGACAACACCACGCGCGAUUUCCGCUCCGUGUGUGUAGACCCUAUCAUACAGCGGGAGCCAUGGACUUACGCUAAUAAGGAAUAUUUUAUUAGUGGCGAGUUCCGCGCCCACGGCACGAAGCGGUCGGCCGCAUACGAGGCAUGUCACGCGGUAGUACGUCGCUACGUGCUGGCGACGCUGGACUGGGAGCCGAAGCGGCCGCCGCUCGGCAGCGUGGCCGCUAUGAGCUACUUCUACGACGUGGCUGCUGAUGCUGGUAUUAUUGACGUGAUGUCAGGCGGCGAGGUGUCGGUGGCGGAGUACCGCGGCGCCGCGCUCCGCGCCUGCAGCGCCGCCAACGUCGACCAGCCUUACGCGUGCAUAGACUUGGUCUAUAUCGUCACCUUACUACAGGAUGCGUAUAAGAUUGAGGAUAAUAAGCCUAUUUCGCUAUUCAAGAAAGUGCACGGUCACGAGGUAUCGUGGGCGCUGGGGCUCGCCUACACUACCGUCAUGAACAAGAUAGCCAUCACCGUCUAGUGACGUCACCACCGUUACGUCAUCGAGCAGUUAAGGCGAGUAACUCAACUAUGUUCUUUUUAACCUUCACGUGAUAUUAGGUAUUACAGUUAUAUCAUUUGAAUUCGCAUUUCUUAUACAUUUUUACAUUACAUAGCUUUUUCAUAUGUUUUUUUUUUAAUGUAAAAGCGUACAUUUUCAGUUUGUUUAUGUAAGUAAUUUUGAAUUCAAUGUAAGGACUGGGUUGGUAAAAAUGCUGACGAUUAGGUAAACCCGAUUAUGUAUUCUUCUUAUCGAGUGAGCUGCAGAUUUUAUUGACAUAACAUGCCUUAAUGUCGAGUCUUCUCAAAACUAAACUAAUAAUUUGAUUCACCAAUAGAAGUUCGUUAAUGAAACAUCUCGUCUCCGCCCACUUAAGCGGAGACAUUUUAUUAGUUGCAAAAUUUCUGUAACAUUAUUUUUUUAAUGAACAACACUUUCAUAAUAAAAACAUUCUUAAACUUUGAUUAUUCUUACAACCUCGACCCAGUACCCUCUAGCCUUAACUAUAAAGUGAUUUGACCUGAAACUAUUACCUCUUCGGUACUAUGUGAUAUAAAUAAUAUGUAUUUAUUAAGUAUUUCAUUUGUUCUAUUCCACUUGUAAAUAAUAUUCGCUGAAAGCUGAUAUAAAUAUGUAUUUUCAAUAAGCAAUAGUCCGCUUUGUAUUGGACAAUGCAAUAUUUUUGCCAAUUAGAAAAUGUUCGAAUUAAUGUCUUAUGACUGAAUCGUGUUAUGCAUUGAAACAACAAUGAUUUUAUUACUAUAACCUCUAAAUACCUACUUUUCCUUUAUUUUUUGCCUCAGUUAAAAUUGUACCCAAAUAGUUUUGAAAACAUGAUAAAUAAGAAUUCCCGAUAUUGAUUUUCUAUGCUUGGGACAUACCUCCGUAGGCCCGGGCCUUGAGGCCAUAUCAUAACUCUUUGGUAUGCGGAAAUGAUCUUUAAAUUAAUACUUAUUUAAAAAAAAGUGUUUUUGGAACUUUUCUUUUACUUUUGACGUCAAAACAUGUGGUUUCAUUGCAUAAUGCGUUUAGAAUCGAUUCAAAGAUAUGUAUGACAGCUCUUUAUACAUAUACUUGAAGAUUUUCUACUUAUCUAGCGUCUAGCUAUAUUAUAUAAAAACGUUUUAGAUCCAAUAAUAAUUGAAAAACUUACACAAAGAACACUUACACUGUGAAUAUAAUUUAUUUUUUCAAUGUAGCAUGUUCUUAUAAUUCUUUCCAUAAACCGGUGUAUUAAAAUACUUUUUUAUUCUGCUCAUAUAUUGACAAAACAUUCUCAAUUAAAUACAAAUAUUUUUUUUCUCAAAUUUUCAGGAUUUUAGUAUACUUUUUUACUUCGCGUUUGUACUCAAUCUUUCUUUGUGUAAGUUCCCAUCAACAUUAACUGCUAGACAAGCUGUUUGCACACAUUUAUUGAAUUAUAUUAUCACAAUAAUUUAUAAUUAUGCACAAAAUAAUUAUUACGUAUAUCAAUAUUGCUCAUUUAUUUAUCUCUAUUAGAAGUUAUUGAAUUUUCUUUAAUGUGGGAUACAGGAAUAAUAGUAAUAAUUUAUAUUAUUUCAAAAAUAGCUUGUUACUAUUAUUCUUAAAAGUCGUGUAAAUAAAUAUCCAAAUCUCAUUUAGGUUUUGGUAUUUGUUAAUUAGCUUUUAAUUAAAAAGCAAUGGGUAUAUUCCGUUCAAGGCCUGAUUUUUCAAUCAUCAGUGAACUUCUAUAUAAGGACUGAAUACAUAUUUUGUAUACAUAAGCGGUCUAAACGUCAAACAUAAUCUUCGGAUAAAAGUUAUCCGGCGAUUGAAAAAUCGGCUCUAAAGGUACGUUUUGAAUGCUAGCUGUCGACUGCUACUGGUCAAUAUUUGAGGGCGACUGCACUUACUGCUGUCGCUUCGCUCCAAACGGUGCAUGUCAAUACAUACAAACCAGUAGUGCAGUCAUGGCAUGUGCGGUCGGCAGUAGGCAUUUAAAAAGUACCUUAAGUUAGAAGAAAGCAUUUUGUAAAACGUUACUUUCGUUCUCUUUUGAGACGAUACACUUAUAUUAAUGUACAUGAGAUAUUUGAAUUUAAAACACUAUUGUGACGUGCGAACGAUAUUGGUUUAGGAAUAGUAUUUUAUCAUUAAUGAUAAUAGUUCAAUUUUUAUGUUAUCUGUGAAAAGAGAGAAUUUAUGUUCGUGUAGAUUUGAUUUACAGUUCAGUUCAAUGAAGGCAUUAUUAUUUUAUGUUCCAACAUUAUUAUUGUGAAUGAAGGUUGUAUGCGUUUAAGUUAUUUAAUGACUUAUUAUGUAAAAGUAAGGUUUUUUACGAUAAGCACUUUCAAAUAUAAAAGUAUAUUCAAAUGCUAUUUUUAUGAAGACUUUGUUUUUCCAUUUUGUAAGCAAUAUAUGAAAGAUUUUGUAGCUUUCUGUGCACUGUAUAGGUAGCGAUACCUAGCCGACGUGUCUAAUUGGUGUUAUAUGUAAAUUGUACAAAUUUAAUAAAUGUUGGAUCUUAA